CUAUCUACCACAAUUCUAUGUCACCCUUUGCUUCUGCUCUCGACAUAUCAACAUGGUGUUCCUGAGGGACGUUUUGCUUCAGCCUGCUUUCCCAGAUGGCACUGCUGGAUUUUACACACUACCAGGAGCCGGCAAACCCACUCUAUCCCAGAAGAACUGGGUGGCGGGCUAUAGAGAGGUCACGCGGUUUACACUCCUGAUUGACCCUGACCAAGGCCAGAUCGACGGCCUGUUCGGGAAUGAAGACGCUCUGGUCGACCAUCUUCUAAACAAGGACGUGAGCCCUUUGAACGGCACUGUCGAAUGGUUGCAGAGUGAGGGCGACAGUGUCAGGACAUUCUACACCAAUGUCUCACUCCCCAUCCAGCUCGCCUUCCAGACACCCCAUGGCACGCCAUUCAUCGUCCAACGGUCAGAAUCAGGACCUCUUGGCCCAACCGAUGUCACGCAGACCAUCGAUUUCACUUGGGGCUGGGGGGAGCACUGCCUUAUGAUAGGAGAGUUGAAACGGCAUGGGAUAAUCGAUUUCGAAAGGUGGACAAAUAGGCUCGAUCCUGAUAGCAAUCGUAUUCGGCUAGGAAAGGAGCUGAGAGGAUACUGCCAUAAAUACAAAUGCUUCGCUGCAUCGGUAUUCGACGGCCAGCACCUCCUGAUCCUUGUGUUUCACGCUCAGACCGCGCAGCAGAUCCGGGCAGACUGCCAGAUCACUUGCCUUCUGUUCUCAAGCAACUGUCCAACAUUGCGGUAUGGUCUCUUCCGGACAGUGAUCUACCAGAUUCAGAGAAUGCAAGCUGCCACGGCCCCCUCAGUGAUAUUGGAUGGCUAUACUCGCGGAUUUAGAUGGCUGUCAUGGCAGACUUUCUGGUCGGAUGGGAACCAGGAACACGAUCAACAUCCUAAUGGCUAUAUACGGAUGUUCGAUAACUCGUGUGGCGCAUGGUAUUGGGCGUAUGCGGAUAGAAAUGGAACUGCUGUGUUGGACCAGAACGGGGGGGUUGUUUGGGAUACGGGAAGUCUCGGGUUGUGA
Molecule: messenger RNA, 1027 nt
Organism: Canariomyces notabilis
Lineage: Eukaryota; Fungi; Ascomycota; Sordariomycetes; Sordariales; Chaetomiaceae
Exons: 2
Coding region: 53-1027 (324 amino acids)
Source: RefSeq, a predicted model, not a curated record